ACUGAAACACCACCAUUAUUUCUCCAUAGAUCUCUUGUGAGUUUGUGAGAAAUGAACAUAAAGCUCACAGGGAAAGGGGAGCAAACAGUGAUCCUUGCUCAUGGGUAUGGGGCAAGCCAGUGUGUAUGGGAUGAGUUAUGUCCCUUGUUAGAAGACAAGUAUAGAGUGGUUGUGUUUGAUUGGAUCUUUUCUGCAGAUAUAUCACAACAAAAUGAUCAUGAUUUGGAUGCUUUAAACUACUCUAGUUUUAAUGCUUUAUCAGAUGAUCUGAUAUCUCUUGUAGAAGAGAAUCAUCUCCAUGGCUCUGUGUAUGUAGGUCAUUCCAUGGCUGGCAUGCUUGGUUGCAUAGCUUCUGUCAAGUCUCCUCAUCUUUUCAGCCAUCUUAUUCUUCUUGGAGCAACUCCAAGCUAUUUGAAUGACAAAAAUUAUAAAGGUGGAUUCGAUAAGGAAAUGGUUGACAAAAUGCUAUGUGACAUAGAAUUUAAUUUCAAGACAUGGGCCCCAAAUUUCGCAUCAAUGGUCGUAGGUCCUGAAAACCCGGACGCUGUGGAAAAAUACACAAAGACAUUGCAAAGAAUGAAGCCAGAGGUUGCCCUUUCGGUUGCUAGAACACUUUUCCAAAGUGAUAACAGGCAUGUACUAGAGAACGUUCAGAUCCAAUGCACCAUAAUUCAUUGCAAGAACGACAAUGUCGCACCGGAGUUCGUGGCCAAGUACAUGGAGGCGAAGAUGAAGGGCCGAGCCUCGAUCGUUACCAUCGAUGCCGAUGUCGGGCACUUCCCUCAGCUCACUGCUCCUCAAAAACUAUAUCAAGUUCUUCACAAAGUCCUUACCUCCAACACCUCCUUGUUUCAAUCAUGAAAUGAUGUGGUGCUUAAAGUUUGAGCUUUGGUAUUGCAUGUGUGGAAUAAAUGAAUUACUAAGUAUAAUCUCAAGAACAAUUUAGUACAUCAUACAUGCCAGUGUCCUCCUUUCAAACAUUUUAACUGUGAUCAUUAGCGUUGUGUGCAAUAAAUGAAUUAUUAAUUAUUAUCUCAA
Dioscorea cayenensis subsp. rotundata (Guinea yam) is the source of this 1038-nucleotide messenger RNA. Its product is annotated as strigolactone esterase D14-like. The record is from RefSeq and is a predicted model, not a curated record. NCBI's taxonomy places the organism in Eukaryota, Viridiplantae, Streptophyta, Magnoliopsida, Dioscoreales, Dioscoreaceae. The transcript has 2 exons. The coding region runs from base 52 to 861 and encodes 269 amino acids.